AUGUGUAACCUUCAACUGCCCAAUCUGGACAUAUUUUGCAUCUUCAUUAUCAUAUGCCUGGUUCUUGGUUCUGCUGUCGGCAAGGCCGGGUAAUGAGGCAAGACUGCCCUGACGGUGACGGUUGAUAUGAGGCCUGUUACACAGACUUUCCACCCGCGCAACAAUCAACAAUCAAGACAGCCAGUCUGACGUCUGUCUGAACGAGACACAUCCCCAACCUUGUCGGCACCCCCACGUCUGCUCACUCGCCCGAUCCUUCUUGACAUUCAUUCUCGGUGACAAGUAUAGCUGUUGUCGGGCCUUCCCCACACGGCCUGCGCUUCCGCGUCUCUUUCUACCCCUUGCUCCUUGCUCCUUGGGAGGUUACCUUCACGCUUGUGCUACCCAUGCUCGGCCGCCUCUCGACGAUGCACUUGCCGUAUCUUCAACAAGAUGUGUUACCGUCGUCGAGUACGAGUACGGUCGGUCAUCACGCUGUAACCAGACUUUUCUGUGUAACACCAGUCAGUCAGCAAUAGCGGCGUCUACGCUUCCGAGAUCAAAAGCUCCGGCAAGGCAACACAUUCAGACAUGGGGCAAAGCGGCGCGGACCAUCCAGGCCCCGAUGCCGACAAAGAGAACCACCGGAUGAUCGACUGGUGAAGCCAACAGCAAGCGACACCGACACCAACACCAACAUCACCAACAUUGAAUACAACAAGUCUAUGGAUACGCAGGUCGGUAUCAGCGCGUCAUGCUUCUUGCUUGACCUCCAAUAUCUGCACGUCUUUCUGUACAACCCAAGCUUCUUUCAGGCGUACAUCACCCACCAAUUGACCCUUCACCACCACCACCACCACCCACCGCACUUGUCAUGCAGCCUACACCAAGCAGAAGUGCAAAUAUCAAACAGUAACCACAACGGCAUUGAACAGGCUGCCACUAUGGUGUUACCCGGUCGCCUGUUGUGCCAGUCACCACCUACAGUACAUCCAGAGGCCAAUCUUACACCUGAAGCGGCACUGAAAGCCACCUAGGCCGUUUUCUGAGACCCCGCUGACAGGAGGGCUGACAGGGAACUCGAUGGAAUUUUUCCUCGAAAAGAGGCGCUGUUUCUGGUCUUCCCGCGUCUAUCUCAUCUCUUGCUUGACGAGCUUCGGGGGGUGUGGUGUCACACCCACACACACACACACACACCCACCUUCACUUGUUAGGUUCCUGCAAUAAAUUCAACUUACAUACAUAACCACACGCACCCAUCUACCGUUGCCGACUCGUGGUGCCCCCAACUUUCCUCUGCCGCUCCCAUUGGCCCUGUUCUUGGCUCAUUCCUCUCCGCCCAAAAGGGCACCAAAAAAUCCUACCAAGUUCGCUGCAUUUUACCUCGGAAAGUCCUGGUUGAAGGCCAUUUCACCCGGCCCUGGGAUCCCCAUUACGCAACUUAUACCGUACCGCUCACCACCAGCUUUCGGGCUGCAACUAAUAACCCUUUUCAUCCCUUAUCCGACUUGUCCCUAGGACGGUACGCGUGGACUGACACGGCACGAGAUCAAGAAAGUUCAAGAAAAAGGCUUGCAUGGGUGGGGUUCCCGUUCAGAAAUGUGUGAGGUUUUGAAGCUGUACAAAAGGUGAUACACAUUUGUUAAUUCAUAAUGAGUCCUCCCGAACCCUCAACAACUGACCUUGACCCUACCUCUCCUGUUCCCAUGGACCUCAGCAAGCACCGGGUGACUACGGUCAUGCAAGAUUCGCAUUCCUAUCUGCCACUAUCAAAACCACUCAAGGAUGGCGACCUCCUGUUGCUGCUCACACCUGGAAUCAUACCGGAUCUUGGCAGUUCGAAAAUGAAUUCAGAGACACCACUUACCAGUGACCCGUUCGAAUCCCUAGGCAAGGCAUUGGCGAAGCAUCAUCCCUGGGUUCGGCAUGUGCCCUACCUACCACGCUACGGUAUCACCGGCACACAUGUUGUGCACAUCAGGCUAGCCACGGCGAUCAUUUUCGUCCUCUCAGGUCCACCUGUCCAUGGUCAGCCCUCGCAAGUGGCACUCGCCGAGAUCACACGAAGUAUCUGCGAGAACCGACCACAUGUCAUCGUGGCCUGCUGCGACGCCCGAGAGCUGGGGCCCAUCGAAAAGUCGUUCCCGGCGAUAGUGCAGGUACCCAGCCUCGACCCGUCCGAUCUCGAAGCAGCGGCAGACGUCAUAUUCGGAGAGACCAAAAAGCGGCCACCAUCAACCGGUCCUAACCUGCAAAAUCUGGUCCUCGCCCCAAAGGCCUGGUCGGUCGAGGUAUGGAACGGGCCCCGGGACAUGGAUGCGUCGUAUGAGCUCUGGUGCCGGUGCUUCCCAGACAACUUCCACCUGAGCCGCUUCUUGUUCCAGGCGCUGCUGCGACGGGAUGGGUGGGCGAUGCAUUACGUGGUUCGUGAGCCGGGGACCUCCCAGCUGCUCGGGUUUUGUGCGACGUAUACAACUUAUGCCGGGGCUGAGGAGGAACGCCUGGUCGGGUCCGUGGCUGCCUUGCUUGUGCGCCCGGCGUACCGGAAACGAGGCAUCGGGUUGAGCUUGCACAACCAUGCGCUGAGGCAGCUUACAAAGACACGUGGUGUGUGCCGGUUACAGCUUGGGAGCACGUUUCCUCGGCUGUUGUAUGGGCUUCCGAUGGAUUCACCGGUGGAGGAUUGGUUUGGGCGACGCAACUGGCCUGUUCUUACCCAGUUACCGGGCCCGGGGACUGGGCAGGAGGCGUGCGACUGGCUGCUGAAGUUUGCGGAUUGGCCUAUUCCAACCGUGUUGCCACCGGGGCCGGUGUUCCGCCAGUGCGAAUUUCACGAGUUCGACAUGGUGUUGGCGCUGGUAGGGUCGGAGUCUAGGAGGAGGGACAAUGUGGGCUGGUACGACCAGUAUGCCAAACUGGCGAACUCGAUGAACAUCCGCGACAUUGUCGUCGGACUGGACGAAGCCGGCACGAUGGUUGCCGCGGCUUUGACAUAUGUCAAGAACACGGGGAGUCCGGUGGCCGAGGAUCUGCCUUGGACCAACAUGAUUGGGGAUGAUGUUGGCGGGGUAACGUGCGUUUGCAUUGCAGAUUCAGGUCGGCGGGGCGCUGUGAUGGUCAGACUAUUAGACAGCUGCAUUCAGCUGCUUGCUGAGCAGGGGAUGACACAGCUGUUUAUGGACGCCGUCAAGGAUGGCGAUGAGGGGUUCCCAUCUAUGGGCUUCAACAAAUGGGCAAGAUACAGAGAUGUGUGGCGGGAUAUCUAAGGCUACUGUCACCGAAAGGCCAGCCCUUCACCAACAAUGACCAUGUUUACACGGAACUCCACCAUGCCGACAACAGCGUGUGUGCGGCCGCCAGCUUGGUCCGGAACCAUCGGCUGCUGCGGGCGGGCUGGUGCUUCACCGAGCAGGGUGUGGUCACGAUUAUGUGGGAUGAGUCCGUCCAUUUUACGGCCUGUACAACCCAGCAGCCGCUCGGAGGCUUCACGUCGGAUGGGGGUACACGGGUGGCAGCAAUCCCAUAGUGAGAACAGGAAUCAUUUUUUGGGCUUUUUGUUCCCCUGUUACUACUACUACAUCAGUUGUGCAUUGUGGGGGAACCAAACCCAACCCCCCAAAAAAAAAAAAAAACGAAAAGCUCUUUGCUGGCAGCAGGAAGGAUCAGACGCAACCAUCCGAAAUGUCCCCGCCUCCCCAGUCGAAGGAUUCAGAAUCUUUAUCCGUGCAGGCCUAUCAGGAUUAUCGUCCGUAACACCGACUUCUUAUUAGGCGCGAUUGGCGAAGACAUUUUUGUCAUCUCUUUCUCGAGGAAGAGAGCCCAAAAAUGGCAACAUUGACCAACAAGGUAGGUAGGUAGCUUUGCUGUCAUCAGCUGGACAGAGAAGAGAGGAUCAUCCAUCCCCUGUCAGUCAGCUAGGCUCGGGUUACACGAGGGAUUAUGUCAACACAACACCGAGCUUAUGCCGUUUCCGUGUAAGCGAGGCGGUGGUGGUAGGGACGAGGAUGGAUCGUGGAUCCCUCCCGGCAGGCAGACAUUCUGCUUAAAGGUGGGCUUUGAGGUCACUGGUGGUGGUGGUGGUGGAUAUAAGCACUGGGUAGCAUGGUCCGGAUCACAUAAGGAUAGGGCUCUUGUCUCGCGCGAGCCUGCGGCGCUAUUGGUGUCUCGGUUGAUUACCAUUAUCUGCUUGUGUCUCAAACUAUCCCUGCUGGGAUGUAAAACUGACAGGCUGUGUUCUUACGCUUUGGACAUACUCGGAACGAGUUGUUUGUGUGACCUCUUCAAAGGACACAUUACAAACCUCGUUCCUCACUUGAAUUCAACGUCUCACAAACCCUUUUCCUCUCACGAAUAAACGCGGGGGCGUUUAUGACAGCACAAGGGGCGCCAACCUUCGAACAAACGUCACUAUCUCCUUGCUCAGAACACCACACAAAACCUGGCUCUCCCGCAUGGUUGAUCUUGGGGAUGAUAGAUUGACGCGGCGUGGCGGCACAGCUUGGACACACACACACCCACCUACAUACAUACAUACAUACACACAGACAGACAGACAAGGUUUUUGUUGUGUAACCAAUAUGUAUCUGCACGGUUUCCCUCGCAAGACCAUGUCGAUGAGGCUAUUCCGGAACGAAACAGGAUUAAGGCCGCAUACCUAGACCGACCUACCUAGUUAGUUUCUUCGAAUCAGAUGGCACCGAUCAGGGGAGGGGGUAAUUACCGGGCUGGUGACUGAUCAGGAUGGAUGGGAUGGUACUUAUUUUGUGGGAAAGGGUUGUUGUUGGGAGAAAAGAACUGUGCGUGUAACGACACUGAUA
This is a messenger RNA of Podospora pseudocomata, 4796 nucleotides long. RefSeq lists its product as uncharacterized. Bases 1632 to 3245 code for a protein of 537 amino acids. Gene Ontology annotation, biological process: peptidoglycan turnover. Lineage: Eukaryota; Fungi; Ascomycota; Sordariomycetes; Sordariales; Podosporaceae. Gene Ontology annotation, molecular function: acyltransferase activity, transferring groups other than amino-acyl groups. The transcript has 6 exons. The record is from RefSeq and is a predicted model, not a curated record.